AUGGCCAUCACGGGGACAAUUAGCAUCGCGCCGGACAACACCGGCUUGUGGGCGCUCAAGCAGUCAGAUGCUGCUGCCAAGAAGACGAGCGAGCUACUCCAGCAGGACUUUGAAAACCAUCACGUCUUCUUCAACCAAGACGGCUUUCAUAACCACAUCAGCCACCACAUCUUGUCCCUAUACGGGACAGGAGCUUCCAUCGGUGCCAUAGAAAAGGGAUACAAAGACAAUAGCUCAUAUCAAAGACCUGUCGUUAAACCUCACGAUGAUCCGGCCCAGACACUUCGAGACUGGGAGACGGCAAAGAAACGUCUCGGGAAGGAACAAUACUACACGGACUUCCUCAUCUUCUUCCGCGCCGAGAUCGAGCGUCUCGGCGGAUGGCAGCAGGUUCUACAGGAGUACCUGUUCAAGCAGGACGACGAGCGCAGCCUGGACAUGCUCGUCCGCAUGCACUCUGGCUUCCUGCACCCCAUGAUCCAGCUCAUGUUUGGUGUCGAAUGGUCCCAGCCGACCAUUGUCGCAAUGGCUCUCGCGCAGGCCUCCGUGCACGGCGACGCUCCUUACCGCAAGAUCUUCCUCGAGGCCGAGGAUGGAGCCGUCAAGAACUACCAGGACAAAGAGAAACGCAUGCCCAGCAUCAUCAGCCUGAUGGAGGAGAUGAGGGCCAACGAGAAAAUAGCAAACUCAACCAAGCUCUCAGACGGUAACAAGAUCCGCGACGGCGUAAUGAAGCGUGCCCCCGAUGAGACAAUGCGCAUCCUCACGAAGGUCCACGUUAGCCCGGAGAACUUCCAGGAAGAACUGGCCCAGAUGAUCGAUGCCAAUGUUUAUGCUGGCGCCAGCGCAGCCAUUCGGCAAGGCAAGCAACCUAGAUGGGACUUCUUCCUGAUCCAUCACAUCAAUGUCCUGCCCAUCUACAUUGUGCUCGGCCAGCAGGAUUGGAUCCCGCUCGACGUCAAAGUACGCUUGCUGGAAUGGAAGAUCCGUAUCGAUCUCCUGCAGUACGCCGCCCGGGUUUGCCCUGAGCUCUCCCUCGACAAAAUCACCUCGUACACGCCCAAGAACCCCACCAGGGAGCCCGAUCACGAUCUCGUCGUCCGCGUGCACAACAUCGACCACGACGACGGCCACGCAAUCAAGCUCCUCCGUGCCGUCGGCGCGGCCAAGAAGUUCACCGAGCCGUUCCGCCGCGACGUGAACUCCGCUGCGCAGCUGCACCUGCAGCUCCGUGACGACGCCAUUUACAACAAGAUAUAUCACCUCGUGGCCGACGCAGUCGAGUCUGGCGAAAGCGGUCGGUGGAUCCGCGGCGCCGGGGAUCCGGAAGCAUGGCAGGAUGUGCCAGAUACUUCUGCGACGGAUAGUGGAAAGUUGUAG
Molecule: messenger RNA, 1380 nt
Organism: Microdochium trichocladiopsis
Lineage: Eukaryota; Fungi; Ascomycota; Sordariomycetes; Xylariales; Microdochiaceae
Exons: 7
Coding region: 1-1380 (459 amino acids)
Molecular function (GO): oxidoreductase activity
Source: RefSeq, a predicted model, not a curated record